AUGACUCUGUAUACUCCUCCAGAUAAGAAUCAAAAAGAUAAAGGGGAUGCUGCAAAGAAUGUAGAUAGUUCGAAUGAACCUUUGAAAUUGUAUCCACGUCCCAGUCUUGGUCUCAAGAUGUGGGGCCCAUUAGUUCCUGCUUCGGAUAACAGGGUUGGUCUAUGGUCCUUAGUAGGUGCACAAACUUUAAUUGGUUUAUUUUUUUUAAGAAGAGGUUGGACCAUUCGUAAGAAUGUUAACAUGAGAAACCUAGCCACUGGUGUUUCUCCAGCUUUUAAGACUGACAUUUCAAAUAUCCCUACUUUGAAUCGAUUCUCUAAUGGGCCUGUGGCAACUGGAACUGCAACUACAAAACCAAGCAUUUUUGCUAGUAUACUGACUAGGUUUAUAAAACGUCAGCCAACUGGUAGUCGGUUUGGAGCAAGAUAUGGUUAUCAGAAUCAACAGUCUUGGCAAGGAUUUAGAAGUUUUGCUUCUUUGUUAUAUCUAUUCGUAGGUGCACUUGUUAUAUCGCAAUCAACUUUAGAAAUUAUGAGACUCGUUUUAUUAAAAUAUGAUCCAUGGUACGAUGAAGCAAAAAGUGCUCGCGAAAAGAAGUUCUUUAAUGAUAUCGUAAAAUACUAUCAUGAAGGUAUAGAUCCAACAAAAAUAAAAGUAAAGGAUGCAUCGAGCGGCACUGCUCUAUCGACAAAUAGUCCUCAAGUCAGACAAAGUGUUGCACUAGUUAGAGCACAAGCUGAAAAUGAAAGUAUAUUGACAAAAUGGUUUGGACCAGUUUACUUCAAACCAAUGUCUUUUAAUGAUUUUCUAGAUAAAUUGGAAUACAAUCUAGAUAUACAAGAUAAAAUUGACGAUAAGAAGAAGUCCAAACUAAUAUCGAAAUCUAUCCAAAGAAAAUUAAGACAUACUCCAGAUGAGUUGCAUAAUUUAAAAGUUAUCAAUGAAGAAAAUCGGAAAAAAACGUUACAAUUAUUGGAUUUAAAUAGAGGCAUUGGGGAAUCUGACCAUCAAGGUCAGAAAUCAGAGCACCCACCAAGAGGAAUUAUAAUGGAUGAUGCGCUAACAUCACCUGAAGAAGUUGACCUGGGAGAAAUGUGGUAUCUUUAUAAUCCCUGGAUGAACUUAGCAUUAGAUACAUCUUUAAGCAUAAAAUUUCUCCCAACCGUGGUGAUGGAUACUGACGAUAAAGAUUCAAAGUCUGACGGGAAUGACCAAAAAAACUAUUGA
Molecule: messenger RNA, 1227 nt
Organism: Tetrapisispora phaffii CBS 4417
Lineage: Eukaryota; Fungi; Ascomycota; Saccharomycetes; Saccharomycetales; Saccharomycetaceae
Gene: MGR1
Product: Mgr1p
Exons: 1
Coding region: 1-1227 (408 amino acids)
Cellular component (GO): mitochondrial inner membrane
Source: RefSeq, a predicted model, not a curated record